Messenger RNA from Drosophila bipectinata, 2042 nucleotides. RefSeq names its product ras-like protein family member 10B. Gene Ontology annotation, molecular function: GTP binding; GTPase activity. The record is from RefSeq and is a predicted model, not a curated record. NCBI's taxonomy places the organism in Eukaryota, Metazoa, Arthropoda, Insecta, Diptera, Drosophilidae.
GUCACCUGCAAUAUCCUUUUUAAUAUUAUCUGCUGCUACAUUUUAGUUUGCAAAAAUAAACAUUUUCUUUCGUAUAAUCCUGUUUUGCAAAAUCAGUCAAGCUGGCGUCGUUAAAGCAAAGAAAUAACAACAAUACUAUAAGCAAUUAUAAUAACAAUAUAAUGUGGAGUAGUACAAUAUCGCCAACAAACUCUAAGAAACUAUUAAUCGGAAGCACACGAAGCGUUGAUUAUGUCGGUGAUAGUGCAAGGACAACAGCAGCCAAUAACAAAACAGGAGCAGCAGCAGCAGCAGGAGCCAAAGGAUCUAAAGCGAAAGCCACCGCACUUGCCACCACAGCCGCCACGAACACAACAACCAAGAUCUCAAUUGAAAUGGAGCUUCAUAUACAGAAUAAGUGCAUUUCGGCAUAGCGCAUCACUCUGGAGGGUGGUGCGGAGCCGCCAUGGCUGCAGGGCCCCCUUAAAGCCGCAUUUUUGGGGGCUACUGGCGUCGGCAAAACAAGCAUAUUACAGCAAUUUUUCUACCAUGACUUUCCCAAGACUCAUCAGACGACAACACGUCGGAAGAUUUAUAAAAACUGUCUGGUCUGCGACACCUGCAUACGUGAGCUGAUGGUACUGGACGUUCCACCCCAGAAGCGUUUUCCGGCUGACAACUUCGCCGAAUGGAACAACGGCCAUCCGCUGGGGCUGCGAACGGUGCACGCCUAUGUCCUGGUCUAUGACAUGGGCAAUUUGGAAACAUUUCAGUACUGCCGCUCGAUGAGAGAUCAAAUCUUGGACAGUUUCAGUCAUCGUGAUUUUAGCAUAAUUGUGGUUGGCAAUAAAUUUGACAAUGUGACUGAGGCGCAGGCCAACUCGCAGGAGCUCAAGGAUAUUUCCACGCUGGUGCGCAAACAUUGGCGCUGUGGCUACGUCGAGUGCUCGGCGCAAUAUAACUACAAAAUCGGCGAUGUAUUCCGUGAGCUAAUGGGCUGCACCAGUUCGGGAGGCGGCGCCGCCGGAGGAGGUGUCGCCGGAGGUGGUGGCCUGGUUGGCACUGAGUACUCACAAUCAACUAGGAAUAAAGGACGCUGUACAAUACUUUAGCAAAUGUUGCAUAAGUUUUUUAAGCAAACGUUUUGAUCUGGCGCAUUAUAUCCGAGGGACUUCCCCAAUGCAGCAGCUGCUGGUGUUGGCUAGGUGGCGUAUACGAAAUCUGGUACGCCAACGUGGCGUAUACGCAAUCUUCUUGAAGGAAACACAACAGAAUCAACGGUUCCCCCAUCGCCAACGACGCUAGCAGAUGCAUAUAUUAGCAUACAUUUUUAGUGGCCAAACUCCCAGGACAUCCGCACUCCAACCCCACCCAUUCCCAGCUUCUUUUGUUUGCUAUUAUUACAACAUUUUGCUGGCUGCUUUUAUGGGUGCUUUUUGUCGGGCAGCUGGGCGCUCAUUUAAAUGGCAGCGGGACUGCCAAACGGGGGAUGCAUUUAACCAACAGCCACUGCAUUCCCGUCCAGUCCGAGAUCCCGGCAUCCUUGCUGACAACUUUUGUGCAUCCGCAUUUGCAAUUCAAUGCCCGUAAGAUGGCAGGAAGUGCAGCUGCCAUGAAUAUGCAACGAUAGCCCCAAAGUGCAGCAACAAUUGCCGAUGCAAAAGUUUGAUUUCUUUAUUAUUAUUGUAUAUUUGUGGCUAUUAUUUCUGUCGUGAAACGUAAAUAGGCAAUUAAUCCCACCAUAAUUUACAAUACAUUUUAUGUACGAUCGAAUAACCUUGUUAUUAUUAAGUAAUUAAGUAGUAAACCUAAGCUAUACACAAAUAUGUAAACAUACUUUAACGUUGUGAUCAUUUCAAGAAUUAGUUGUUAAGCCAAAGCAACAAAAUGUCAGUUAAUGUCAAGUAAUGUCAAGUCUCCGAAACUGAAUUAAGAAAGUACGUAAUCUUAGGACAACAUAGGACUAAGAGCAAAUUUAUAAAUACCCAUAAGUAUUUUAGAAAAUUGUCGAAAGAGUUACAAUCAUGCCAUCAAAAAGCUCAUACCACGAUAUCUGCCGAUUA